Phacochoerus africanus (Common warthog) is the source of this 1428-nucleotide messenger RNA. RefSeq names its product spermatogenesis associated 45 (gene SPATA45). The transcript is spliced from 3 exons. Bases 916 to 1209 code for a protein of 97 amino acids. The record is from RefSeq and is a predicted model, not a curated record. Lineage: Eukaryota; Metazoa; Chordata; Mammalia; Artiodactyla; Suidae.
ACCGUAGGAGCCAAUCCGGGAGCUUCUGGAGGGGCGGGGCGGGGGCCAGUUUGCCGGGAGGCGGAGGAGGAAGGCCACGCAGGAGGUCGAGGUUGGGCGUUCUCCUGAAAAGAUGACCUGGGCAAGAGUCCUCCGGCUGGGGCCGGGCGGGCAGGAGGCAGCCCUUAGAUUGGGCAACUCGGGACUGGAAACGAGGGGGUGGGAGAAACCGUGGGGAGACAAAGAAGCAGACGCCUGCCUCUCCACCUGGAGGGGCUCCGGUAGGGCCAGGUCGAACAAUAGCAGAGGGUAAAUUUGGCCUGUUGACCCAGUACAGCUGCCUAUCAACAUUGUACCCUGCCUUUGGAGCAGACAGGACGUCGUUUCAAAAACUCGUGCCAUCUCUGCAGAGGAAAAACACCAGAAAGGCGUGCUGAUCCAAAUAAAAAGAUGUAAAUCAUCAGAAAUCUGCCCUCGUGAAGUUGCAAUCUCCCCACCCUCACCCCGCUGACUGAAGCCAGUGAGACAGGUUGUGCCAGCGCAGGCCCUGUUGCUCAACCGUCUCCCUUGGAGCCACACUUGUAGAUAGUAUUUACUGGAGACGUAUUCAGUGGGUUCCAGGCACGGAACUUGCUUUGAAACGUAGGUGCCAGACACUGUCUUGGACUCCGGAGAAUAAAAAUAGAGACGUAGACCCUGCUCUGAAGAGCACAUACCCUUGUGAGUCUUCGUGGACUAGAGAAAAAGCCAGCCCUGCUACUUCUUGGGAAACUAAAUUUAAAGAAAAAAAAAAAAAGAAGAAGACUCCAAAUAUUCACGAUUGAAGUGAAAUUGAAACUAAGAAUAUCUCAGUGGAUUUAAUCUUUAAAAGUGCUUCUAUCUAGAAUCCUAAAACCAGGAUAGCGAGAAUCACUUGAUGAUUAGUUUGUCAGCAUAAUGACAUCUGUAAACAGAACCAAUGAAAUAAUUAAAAAACUUAAAGCAGACAAACGUCUCCUGGAGGAGAUAAAUGAAAAGCGUGAAUCCAACUGCUUGGUGGAAAGAGGCAAUCAAGUCAGCUUAUGGAGAGUUGAAAAGAGGCACUUCCACGGCGCCGCCAAGUCCCUUACUCACGUCCAAAUCACAGAACCUGUUCCCGAGAGUGGCAGGAGCUCCUGGGUCAAACUGAGUCUUCUUGUUCACAAGGAGAAAAGGCACUUUCCACCAAAAAAUAAUGCCAUAUUUGGAUAAAAUGCAUCUCCAGAGACAUCCAGAAAUACAAUCUCUUUGAUCCUUCUUCAAUGUCUCUCUAAAUUAUUCACAAAUAUUAAUCGUAAAAGCCAAACUAUUCACUAGAUCACCAAGAAAACGCUGAGUCAUAUAAAAUAUAUUACAUUUUCAUUCCAUUUCAUCAUUUAGACUUAGAUGUUUUCAAGAGAAGAUCUGAGUCAGUAAAGAUACUUUCAGAGA